UAUCCUUUCCACUCACACACACUCUUGGUGGACUCAACUUUCAAAUGUCAAACACUGUCCGUCAAAAUUCCCCUUCAAAAAGAAGAAAAAUAUUUUAAGAAAAAGUUUUCAUUUUCAUUUUUCCGAAAUUAUUCAAUUAUGAAUAAAUUAAAAUCAACACAAAAAGACAAAGUUCGAAAAUUUAUAUCGCUAACACAAACGGGCGAACAAACGGCAAUCUAUUGCCUCACAAACAAUGACUGGAAACUCGAUCAGGCCAGUGACAAUUAUUUCCAAAAUCCAGACCUCUAUUACCGCGAGCUAGAUCGCAAACGCAUUGAGGCAUUAUUCAAUCGCUAUCGGGAUCCCUGCGAUCCCCAGAAAAUCACAUCCGAAGGAGUGAUUCGGUUUUUGGAAGAUCUCGAGCUGAGUGCCGAUUCGAAACUGGUUCUAAUUAUUGCAUGGAAAUUCCGUGCUGAAGCUCAAUGUGAAUUCAGCCACGUUGAAUUCUGCAACGGGAUGAAUGAUUUGGGUGUUGAUAGUGUGGAUAAAUUGAAAUUGAAAUUGCCAUUGUUGGAACAAGAGUUAAAUGAUGCGGGGAAGUUUAAAGACUUUUAUCAGUUUACGUUUAACUAUGCAAAGGAUCCGGGGCAGAAGGGCAUCGAUUUGGAUAUGGCUAUAGCGUAUUGGCGAAUUGUGCUGCAAGGAAGAUUUGAAUUUUUAGAUAUUUGGUGCAAAUUUUUAACGGAAAAACACAAACGAUCUAUACCGAAAGACACAUGGAAUCUGCUGCUAGACUUUGCCACUCAUAUCGACGAUAACAUGACAAAUUAUGAUUCCGAAGGUGCAUGGCCCGUACUUAUUGAUGACUUUGUCGAAUGGUGUAACGAAAACAACUUUCUCACACAACCACAAAGUCAACAACAGAAAAACAUAUCUAGCAGCUUUCAAACAUCGCAUAGUACAAAUAUGAAUUAUGGCUAGCGAACAUAAAAUAUCUUUAAAUAAAUAAUAAACUUGUGUUGAUUUUAA
Messenger RNA from Episyrphus balteatus (marmalade hoverfly), 1011 nucleotides. It is a transcript of the gene SCCRO, whose product is annotated as DCN1-like protein. Gene Ontology annotation, molecular function: ubiquitin-like protein binding; ubiquitin conjugating enzyme binding; cullin family protein binding. The coding region runs from base 139 to 963 and encodes 274 amino acids. Lineage: Eukaryota; Metazoa; Arthropoda; Insecta; Diptera; Syrphidae. Gene Ontology annotation, cellular component: ubiquitin ligase complex. The record is from RefSeq and is a predicted model, not a curated record. Gene Ontology annotation, biological process: positive regulation of ubiquitin-protein transferase activity; protein neddylation. The transcript is spliced from 3 exons.